Branchiostoma floridae (Florida lancelet) is the source of this 909-nucleotide messenger RNA. Its product is annotated as zinc finger protein 84-like. Gene Ontology annotation, molecular function: RNA polymerase II transcription regulatory region sequence-specific DNA binding; DNA-binding transcription factor activity, RNA polymerase II-specific. The record is from RefSeq and is a predicted model, not a curated record. The annotation marks the transcript as partial. Gene Ontology annotation, cellular component: nucleus. The transcript has a single exon. Gene Ontology annotation, biological process: regulation of transcription by RNA polymerase II. NCBI's taxonomy places the organism in Eukaryota, Metazoa, Chordata, Leptocardii, Amphioxiformes, Branchiostomatidae.
GGCCACUUGGACCAACAUCUAAUGAAACACAGUGGUGACAAACCCUACGAGUGUGGGGAGUGCGGGUACAGGGCGGCUCUAAAGUCUAACUUAUCCAAACAUAUGAGGACCCACACUGGAGAAAAACCCUACAAGUGUGACCAGUGUGACUAUUCUGCUGCAGUCAAAUCCACCUUGGACAAACAUUUAGCCAAACACACUGGUGACAAACCCUACAUGUGUGGGGACUGUGGGUACAGGGUGGCUCAAAAGUCCGACUUAUCUCGACAUAUAAGAACCCACACAGGAGAAAAACCCUACAAGUGUGUCCAGUGUGACUAUUCAGCUGCACGGAAAUCCACUUUGGACAACCAUACAGUAGCAAAACACUGUGCUGAGAGUGAGAGACCCUACACGUGUGGGGAAUGUGGUUACAGGACAGCUGACAGGUCUACCUUAUCCCAGCAUUUGAGAACCCACACAGGUGAAAGACCCUACAAGUGUGACCAGUGUGACUAUUCUGCAGCACAAAAAUCUACUUUGGACCAACAUCUAAGAAAACACACAGGUGACAAACCCUACAUGUGUGGGGAGUGUGGGUACAGGGCAGUUCAUAAGUCUGACUUAUCCAAACAUAUGAGAACUCACACAGGAGAAAAACCCUACAAGUGUGACCAGUGUGACUAUUCUGCUGCACGGAAAUCCACGUUGGACAACCAUACAAUAGCAAAACACAGUGCUGAGAAACCCUACAUGUGUGGGGAGUGUGGGUACAGGACAGCUAUAAAGUGUAACUUAUCAGUACAUAUGAGAUCCCACACAGGAGAAAAACCCUACAAGUGUGACCAGUGUGACUAUUCCGCAGCACAAAAAUCUACUUUGGACCACCAUCUAAGAAAACACACCGGUGAGAAACCUAGCCGAAUAUAG